AUGGCUACUGCUGCUGUCUCUUCUACUACGACCAAAACCAAGAAACUUACUGACCAAGAAAUCACACUUCAGUAUAAUAAUAUGAAAAGUGAACUACAAACUAUCGCACAAAAGGUGGGAGAAUUAGAACAAGACGCCGAGGAACACAAAGCCGUGAUUGAUACUCUAGUCCCACUAAGUGGGGAUCGCAAGUGUUUUCGCCUGGUUGGCGGUGUGCUUGUAGAACGGACAAUUAAAGAAGUACUGCCGGCUCUGAAUAUGAAUCACGAUGGUAUUCGAAAUGCAAUGGAUACACUUUUGGUGCAAUACAAGAAAAAGGAAGAAGAUUUUAACACGUUUCAAAAAGAGUAUAAUAUUCGUGUGGUGUCUAGAUAA
Messenger RNA from Ambispora gerdemannii, 375 nucleotides. NCBI's taxonomy places the organism in Eukaryota, Fungi, Glomeromycota, Glomeromycetes, Archaeosporales, Ambisporaceae. The record is from the annotation of a GenBank genome assembly.